Alosa sapidissima (American shad) is the source of this 829-nucleotide messenger RNA. RefSeq names its product CMRF35-like molecule 5. The coding region runs from base 43 to 633 and encodes 196 amino acids. The transcript is spliced from 4 exons. NCBI's taxonomy places the organism in Eukaryota, Metazoa, Chordata, Actinopteri, Clupeiformes, Clupeidae. The record is from RefSeq and is a predicted model, not a curated record.
GUGUGUAUACUGGUCAGACUACUCUUGUACUCCUAGUGCAAGAUGAGGAUGGCUCUGCGGAUUCUCUGUCUCUACUUUGUUCAGGCUGGAGUCCUGACGGCACCCAUACAUGUGUCUGGAACUGAAGGAGGAAGAGUGGAAUUAACAUGCCCAUAUCCAGAUCAGCACAUAUACACACCAAAGUACUUCUGCCGGGAGUCGUGUAUUAUGUGGAGUGACGUUCUUAUCACAUCAGAAAAGGCUGGUGACGGAGUUACAAAAGGAAGAUAUUUUGCUUUGGACACCACAAGUGCAAGGACUUUCUGUGUAAUCAUCAAGAAUCUGCAGUUGGGUGAUGCUGGAGUUUACUACUGUGGGCUUAAUCAGUGGGGGUCAGACACUAAAACCAAAGUGGUGUUGACGGUCAGUAAAGCUCCAACACCAGUGUCUCCUCUAUCUACCACGUCACCCCCCACCCAUCUACAGGAUACAACCAACAGCAUUCUACCCCCUACAGGUUCUGUAAUCGGGCUGCUUCAUAUCGGAGUGAUCCUGGGACUGCUGCUUUGUGGAGUUUUAGCUUUGAUUUGGGUCGAGUUUGUGCACAAGCCAGCAUCUCUGCCUCUGCCUUUCACAACUACGCCCAUUCUCUGAGUGAGUGUCCUUAGUGUACAACAUUCCCAGCUACACCCUUUUAAGUGUCCUUAGUGUUAAUCAUCAUUCACAGCUACACCCCUUUAAGUGUCCUUAGUGUACACCAUCCACAGCUACACCCCUUUAAGUGUCCUUAGUGUUCACCAUCCACAGCUACACCCCUUUAAGUGUCCUUAGUGUUCACCAUCCACAGCUA